GCCUGCGCCCUGGAGAGGUCACUCCAGUGCCGCUGUCCACAGCGUCUAAAACAACACGGGAGACAGCAGUUACGAGUUAUAAGCCAGAACUGAUUGGCGUAGGUCCAGGCGCUACGGGUUGUCUCCGACGGUGGGAGGGACCAUCACAGCCCCACUGGUCGUCUACCGCCCGCCUCAAGCUGGGCAUCCCCCAGCCAGUAAGGAAAAAGACCGACAAGCAGACUGCAAACCCUGCACCAGGCAAAGACAGUAAAAGAAGACCACCAAUCUUGCGAUUAGCAAGCUGGAAUGUCAGGACAAUGUGUCCUGGCCUCUCCAGCGACCUACAACAGGUCAAUGACUCAAGAAAAACAGCCAUCAUCGACCGCGAGCUCACAAGGCUGAACAUUGACAUUGCUGCGCUGCAGGAAACCAGACUUGCAUCAAACGGCAGCCUCAGAGAACAGAACUACACGUUCUUUUGGCAGGGCAAGAAACCCGAGGAACCAAGAGUGCAUGGCGUUGGAUUCGCAGUGAAGAAUUCUCUGUUGUCCUCUGUAGAACCACCAUCAACUGGUUCCGCCCGCAUCUUGUCUCUCCGCCUGUCAACCUUCUCAGGCCCAGUGAACAUCCUGAGCAUCUACGCUCCCACACUCUGCUCCUCAGCCGAGACCAAGGACCAGUUCUAUGAGGAGCUUGACACCACCAUCAGAGACAUCCCUGCCAUGGAACAACUAUACCUGCUCGGCGACUUCAAUGCCCGAGUGGGUUCCGAAUGUGACUCCUGGCCCAGCUGCAUCGGUCACUUCGGCAUCGGCAAGAUGAACGAGAAUGGACAGAGGCUUCUUGAGUUAUGCUCUUACCACGACCUAUGCAUAACCAACACGUUCUUUGCCACCAAGCCGCAUCGCCGAGUGUCCUGGCGGCAUCCCAGAUCUCGCCACUGGUACCAGAUGGAUCUCGUCAUCACUCGGAGACCAUCACUGAACUGUGUUCUCACCACACGCAGCUAUCACAGUGCUGACUGCGACACUGACCACUCCAUGGUCGGCAGUAAAAUCCGUCUCCAACCCAAACGGAUCCACCAAUCUAAGCAGGAAGGUCGUCCCCGCAUUAACACCAGCAAGACGGCAAUCCCAGACCUGUGCGAGCGCUUCACCAAUUCCAUUGAGGAUGCCCUCAAAAACUGCCCUGGUGGCAACACUGAAGAGAGGUGGAGUCACAUCCGUGAUUUCAUCUACAACUCUGCAAUGGACACCUUCGGCAAGAGAGAGAGGCAGAACCCGGAUUGGUUCGAAGCCGGCAUUGCUGAACUAGAGCCAGCAAUUGAGGCCAAGAGAGCUGCCCUCAUUAACCACAAGAGGGAGCCUUCUGUGAAGUCACUCGCUGCACUCAGGAAGGCCAGGAACGACGCCCAACAGAUCGUUCGGCGCUGCGCAAAUGACUACUGGAUCAACCUUUGUGAGAGUAUCCAGCUCUCUGCUGACUGUGGCAAUAUUCGUGGCAUGUAUGGAGGCAUGAAGAAGGCCUUCGGCUCAAGCAUAAACAAGAUCGCGCCCCUGAAAUCAACUGCCAGCGACAUCAUAACAGACCGCAGCAAGCAGAUGGAGAGAUGGGCUGAACACUACCAGGAGCUCUACUCAAGAGAGAACGUGGUCACAGCCGCAGCUGCCGAGAACACCGCCAGCCUCCCUGUCAUGGAGGAGCUAGACGCUCCACCCUCCGUAGAUGAACUGAGCAAGGCUAUCGACUCCCUAGCCUGCGGCAAAGCUCCAGGAAAAGAUGGCAUCCCACCUGAAGUCAUCAAGGUGGGAAAGAAGACUGCUCUCCUUCACCAUCUGCACCAGCUGCUGCAGCAGUGCUGGGAAGAAGGAACAGUGCCCCAAGAGAUGCGUGACGCCAACAUCGUCACUCUAUACAAGAACAAGGGCGACCGCAGGGACUGUAACAACUACUGUGGAAUAUCCCUCCUCAGCAUUGUUGGGAAGGCCUUCGCCCGUGUAGUCCUCAACAGACUGCAGUUGCUCACAGAGCGUGUAUACCCCGAGGCCCAGUGUGGGUUUAGAGCGGGAAGAUCAACCAUCGACAUGAUCUUCUCCCUACGACAGCUCCAGGAGAAAUGCCGCGAACAGAGGCGACCGCUUUAA
Messenger RNA from Penaeus monodon (black tiger shrimp), 2126 nucleotides. RefSeq lists its product as uncharacterized. Lineage: Eukaryota; Metazoa; Arthropoda; Malacostraca; Decapoda; Penaeidae. The record is from RefSeq and is a predicted model, not a curated record. The annotation marks the transcript as partial. The transcript has 2 exons. Gene Ontology annotation, molecular function: catalytic activity.